This is a messenger RNA of Botrytis fragariae, 1284 nucleotides long. Its product is annotated as putative 1-aminocyclopropane-1-carboxylate synthase protein. The transcript has 4 exons. NCBI's taxonomy places the organism in Eukaryota, Fungi, Ascomycota, Leotiomycetes, Helotiales, Sclerotiniaceae. Gene Ontology annotation, biological process: amino acid metabolic process; biosynthetic process. Bases 1 to 1284 code for a protein of 427 amino acids. Gene Ontology annotation, molecular function: transaminase activity; pyridoxal phosphate binding. The record is from RefSeq and is a predicted model, not a curated record.
AUGGCGGAAACACAAGUGGCUCCAAUAUCGAAUCGUAUGAAAGAUAUCAUUCAGACUCUACUUCCUGCUGCUGCUGCUGCCGCCGCAGACCAUGCCGAGCCUGACCCCGAGCUAGUCAACUUGUCUGUGGCCGACAAUCAACUUAUUCGAAGUGAAUUACUCGAAAUCUGCAAAAGUGCCAUUGCAAAAGAUCUAACUCAGGAGACUUUUAAUUACCCAAAAGGAUUAGGGGGAGAUCCGUCCCUGAUGCAAGCACUAUCCUCAUUCUUCAAUACAUAUUUCGAUCCAUCGAUCCCCGUUACUCCUGACCACCUUGUCGUUACCGCUGGAGCUGGGUUUGGUCUUGAUGCUCUUGCAUCCAGUAUCUGCGAGCCAGGAGAUUCAAUUCUUGUUCCAGGUCCUUGUUGGAGUUUGUACCCGUACCUUUUGUUUGCAAAGCUACUUGUCCCUGUCUAUCCGGCACCAUAUUAUACAGCUCUUACUUCACAUACAUUAAUCCCUGCUCUCGAUGCUGCCUAUGAUAGUGCUGCCAAUCCGAAACGUAUCAAGGGAUUAAUUAUCUGUAACCCACACAAUCCAUUUGGAAGAUGUUAUUCCAAAUCUGCACUGCAGGCGGUACUGAAGUGGUGUUCGCAAAAAGGAUUGCAUUACAUCUCCGACGAAGUAUACGGCGGGAUACAGUUUGGGGACACGCAAAGCGAUAAAUUCGUGUCAGCACUAUCUUUACUGGAUGAUAAUUCAGACUCCGAUGAUGGAACAGCUUUCGAUAAAAGCAAGCUCCAUGUUCUUUGGAGCGCCAGUAAACUGUUCGGUCUACCUGGAAUCAGACUGGGGUGUGUGAUCACUCAAGCCAAUCCUAUGGUUCGCGUUGGAUCUAUAAUUUCGACUUACAAUCAAAAUCCAUCUCUCUCCGCUCUUCUACUCACACACCUCCUGAAUUCAGCCGAACUUCCUACUUUAUUGAGCAAGAACAACGAACUUCUCGCCAAGUCAUACGAUCUAUUGUCUUCAACUUUAACUCGUCUUGGUAUCGAAUUUCUACCCGCAAAUGCGGGCUUUGUAGUCUUCGCUAAAUUCAUCAACAAUACGAGGUCUUGGAAAAAUGAAGCAACUCUUGUACAAGGGCUGAAGCAGUAUAAAGUCAUAGUCAGUGCAGGUAAAGGAUUCGGUGGCGCGGAGGAAGAGAAAGGCUGGGUAAGAAUCACUCUUGCUGUUCCUUGGGAACAAUUUCGUGAGGGCGUUAGAAGGAUUGAAAACUUUUUCCUUCAAAGUGGCUUGGCUUGA